CCUCUCCCCCCCUUCUCUCUUUCUCUCGACUUUCUCUCGCUAUGGCUGUCUCUCUCUUUGUCUUUCUGGAUGUACGAGCGAGCCUCAAGGGAAAACAACCAGGAAAAACUCCACCUGGAAAAACUCCACCUGGAAAACUCCACCUGGAAAACUCAACCAGGAAAAAACUCCACCUGGAAAAAACUCCACAUGGAAAACUCCACCUGGAAAACUCAACCAGGAAAAAACUCCACCUGGAAAACUCCACCUGGAAAAAACUCCACCUGGAAAACUAAACCAGGAAAAAAAUCCAACCUUGAAAACACCGGGAAAACAACCAGGAAAACUCAACCGGGAAAGCCUCCACCUAGAAAACUCCACACCGUGUGGAAGCCCUGCCACCGCCUCCUUCACUUCCCCAGCAGCGCCUCCGUCACCUCCCCAGCAGCGCCUUCAUCACCUCCCCAGCACCGCCUCCUUCACUUCCCCAGCAGCGCCUCCGUCACUUCCCCAGCAGCGCCUCCGUCACCUCCCCAGCAGCGCCUUCAUCACCUCCCCAGCAGCGCCUCCAUCACCUCCCCAGCACACGCCUCCUCACCUCCCCAGCACGCCUCUCACCUCCCCGCACGUCCUCAGCUCACCUCCCCAGCAGCUCUCACCUCCCCACCUACCCCAGCACCGCUCCUUCACCUCCCCGCAGCCCCCUCACCUCCCCAGCAGCGCCUCUCACUCCCCAGCACCGCCUCCUUCACCUCCCCAGCACGCCUCUCCCACGCUCCCCAGCACGCCUCUCACCUCCCAGCAGCGCCUCCUCACCUCCCCAGCACGCCUCCUUCACCUCCCAGCACGCCUCCUCACCCCCAGCACGCCUCCUCACCUCCCAGCACGCUCUCACCCCAGCACCGCCUCCUCACCUCCCCAGCAGCCCUCCUCACCUCCCCAGCAGCGCCUUCCCCCCACCUCCCCCAGCGCCUCCUUCACACUCCACGCCUCCCACCCAGCCGCCUCCUCACCUCCCCAGCAGCCCCUCCUCACCUCCCAGCACGCCUCUUCACUCCCCAGCCGCCUCCUUCACCUCCCAGCAGCUCCUCACCUCCCCAGCAGCGCCUCAUCACCUCCCAGCACGCCUCCAUCACCUCCCCAGCACGCGCCUCCUCACCUCCCCAGCAGCGCCUCCUCACCUCCCCAGCAGCCGCCUCCUCACCUCUCCCAGCAACCCCUCCUCACCUCCCCAGCCAGCGCCUCCUUCACCUCCCCAGCAGCGCCUCCACCUCCCCAGCAGCGCCUCCUCACCUCCCCAGCACGCCUCCUCACCUCCCCAGCAGCGCCUCCUCACCUCCCAGCAGGCCUUCAUCACCUCCCCAGCAGCGCCUCCUCACCUCCCAGCACAGCUCCUUCACUCCCCAGCACCCUCUCACCUCCCCAGCAGACCUCCUCACCUCCCCAGCACCCGAGGCCUCUUCCACCAGCAGCGCCUCCUCACCUCCCAGCAGACGCUCCUCACUCCCAGAGCGCCUCAUCACCUCCCCAUCAUCAUCAUCAUCAUCAUCAUCAUCAUCAUCAUCAUCAUCAUCAUCAUCAUCAUCAUCAUCAUCAUCUUCA
Molecule: messenger RNA, 1581 nt
Organism: Penaeus monodon (black tiger shrimp)
Lineage: Eukaryota; Metazoa; Arthropoda; Malacostraca; Decapoda; Penaeidae
Product: DNA-directed RNA polymerase II subunit RPB1-like
Exons: 6
Source: RefSeq, a predicted model, not a curated record